AUUACACCUUUACAAGAUAUUGAAUUGCGCCCAUAUGUCGAAAUUACACGGCGCUUUGUGUUUGCGUUUGCGUUUGCUUGAAGUCAGGAAUUUUGCUUCAGCCAAGAAAAUAUUGCAUGCUGUUGGUGCUGAUAAUGGUCUGAAGAAACCAAUUUCAGAAAUAGCUUCUUUAUUGGGUGAGAAUCAAGUACAGCACAACGUUAUGGGGAAGGUAUUUAAUAUGUUAUUUAUUGCUUAUGCUGAAAAUAUUAGGUUUAAGGAAGCUUUGGAGGUUUUUGAUUAUAUGAAAAAAGAUGGCUUUGAAAUUGCUGUUAGAGCUUGUAAAGUGUACUUGCGUGCUACGGAAAGGCAAAAGCGAUAUGACUUGUUGUUUGAGUUUUACCAGAAAAUGGUUGAGUUUGAUGUGAAAAUUACAGUUUAUUCUAUGACAAUGGUAAUUAAUGGAUUGUGUAAAUUGGGGGAGGUUUGUAAGGCAAGAAGGCUUAUGGAUGAAAUGGUUAGUAAAGGGAUGAAACCAAAAGAAUACACUUAUAACACAUUAUUAGAUGCAUAUGUAAAGGAACCAAAUUUUGCGGUUGUGAGUGAGAAUUUGAGGGAAAUAAAGAGUGAGAGGUUGGAUUUCUAUGUGAAAAGUUAUACACUUUUGAUUGACGAAUAUUCUACUUUUAGCAAUCUUGAAGAGGUUGAGAGGUUGUUUAGGGAAAUGGAAGAGAAGGGCAUGAAGUCAGAUUUUCGUGUGUAUAAUUAUAUGAUUAGUGGUUAUAGUAAGAUAGGUAAUGUUAAAAAGGCAUUUUCACUUUUCGGCGAAAUGACGGAGAAAUGCUUCUUUCCUAAUAGUCACACAUAUAUAGCUUUGAUAAAAGGCUUGUACAAUGCUGAGCAGAUGCAAGAAGUUGAAGUCUUGCUUAAUGAGAUGCAAAACAAGGGAAGUUACAUAAACCAAGUCAUAUUUAGUAUGAUGAUUGAUGAUUAUUGUAAGCAAGGUAAUGUGGAUGAAGCACUGAGGCUGCUAAGAAUUAUGGAGGGCUUAGGACAUGAGGCUGAUGCAAAUGUUUACAAUAUAAUUGCUACUAGGCUGCGUAAGCUAGAUCGGUAUGGUGAAGCAAAGAGGUUGUUGCUCUCGAUGGUGGAUCGAGGUGUAGCUCUAAAUUUGUUGUCUUAUACAACUUUGAUUGAUAUUUACAGCAAGCAGGGAAAUUUUGUUGAAGCCAAAAGGACACUUAAUGAGAUGGAAACUAAGGGAAUUAAGCCUGACACCGCAACGUAUAAUGCCCUGAUAAAUGGUUAUUGCAGGCAUGGAAAUUUUGUUGACGCGAAAAGGACACUUAGUGAGAUGGAAAUUGAGGGAGUGAUGCCUAACACGAUAACCUACACUGCACUGAUAGAUGGUUAUUGCAAGCUAGGAAAUUUUGUUAAAGCUAAAAGUACACUUGUGGAGAUGGAAACUAAGGGAGUUAAGCCUAACACAACAACAUACACUGUGCUUAUAGAUGGUUAUUGCAAGAAAGGUAUUAUGAAGGAAGCGUAUAAGCUAAUGAUUGACAUGGAAGCUAAUGACCUGAUACCCGAUGUCUAUACGUACACUGCUUUUAUAGAUGGUUAUUGCAAGCAGGGAAAACUUGUUGAAGCAAAAAGGACACUUAAUGUAAUGGAAACUAAGGGAGUUAAGCCUAACACGACGACGUACACUGCGCUGAUAGAUGGUUAUUGCAAGAAAGGUAUUAUGAAGGAAGCUUAUAAGCUAUGGAUUGUCAUGGAAGCUAAUGACCUGAUACCUAAUAUCUAUACAUACACCUCGCUUAUACACGGGAAUUGCCAAUUAGGAAAGGUAGAUGAUGCUCUGAAGCUUUUCAACAAGAUGCCCACAAAGGGUUUAGUUCCAAAUGUUGUGACUUAUACAAUAUUUAUUUCUGGCUUAUUAAAAGAGGGAAGAACACAUGAAGCCUGCAGAUUAUAGUAUCAGAUGAAAGAGGCAGGCCUAACACCCGAUGCCGCGGAAUAAUCUGUACUUGUGGGUAGCCUUUCAUAGUUGAAAUUUAUUUAGUGUGAGAAUUUCUUCUCUAGGAUCUUGUAAACCGUUUUUGGGCAUAUUUUGUCAACAACUUGUAUUUUACAAGUUCAAUCUCUUGUAAAUGGCGUGAUUUUAUGGAUGGUAUAUCGCUACUCUAUCUUUUGAGUAUCUUGCAACCUGUCACGAAUGAAAUUGUAGGACAAAGUAAU
Molecule: messenger RNA, 2220 nt
Organism: Nicotiana tabacum (common tobacco)
Lineage: Eukaryota; Viridiplantae; Streptophyta; Magnoliopsida; Solanales; Solanaceae
Molecular function (GO): protein binding
Source: RefSeq, a predicted model, not a curated record